Molecule: messenger RNA, 2195 nt
Organism: Pocillopora damicornis (cauliflower coral)
Lineage: Eukaryota; Metazoa; Cnidaria; Anthozoa; Scleractinia; Pocilloporidae
Molecular function (GO): interleukin-17 receptor activity
Source: RefSeq, a predicted model, not a curated record
UUAAAUUAAAGAAUCAAUAUCUGGUUGAAUUCUUAAGAAGACAUGCUUCAAUAAACGUAGCUACGAAUGCUUUAAUUGGGAAUGUCGUGACCUAUGCAAAGAGAAGAAAACUUUCGGUAACCAACGUUUUACACCUUCUGAUUUCUUCAUUUCCCGCAUAUCACGUCUAGCGAAAAACUCCUUUGUUUUACGACUUUUAAAACUGUGUUAACAUUUUAAAGGAUAGCCGUAUGGCUUUAAACUAGAUUCGAUAGUUAACACCCACGUACAACCAUGCGAAGGAUCCGUGUUCGAACAGAAACAGGAUGUAAAUACGAUUACAUGUAAAGCUCGCAGUAAGAUGACAAGAAGGUAUUUUGACGCCUUUUGACCUCGUUUCUAAGGUGAUUUCUUUUGAGGAAUGUGUUGCAAGAUGCCAGGAAAAAUUACCUUCACACAGAGACACAAUGCACAAAAAUAGGAAAAAAAGAGAUAGUUCUUCCAUCAGGCAACAGAGAAGUGCAGAGUACCAAAAUGAGUGCAUGACCUCUGCUGUACAGUCAAGAAACAAACCACUUCCUGUUAAGAUACGUUCAGUAGAAUUCAAAGAAAAGGAUAUUGAUGUUGUGUGGGAGAAAAAGAAUUCUUUCAAAACAGAUUAUAACUGGUCAGCUUAUGCAUUUAUCUACAAAGUUCGUUGUGAUAGAUGUGAUGAUGACAAAACAGCCAAGUGCAAAAUUAUUCCAAAGAACCAAACAGAUUAUUCAGUGCCACUGGCUCAAUGGGAAAAGCCUGAUUAUCUUUUUGCUGCUGUUGUGACCUUCCCGUUUUCCAAAAAAGCUUCUGUAUCUCUGGAAACAUUUUCUCCAUAUGCCCCUCCACACAAAAUUCCUAUGCCUACUGAAGCUAAAAAAGACACAGUUAAACUUGUAAGCUCUAUAGUAGGAGGAAUAGCAGCAGGAGUGGUUAUGCUUUUGCUGUUGUUUGCUCUAGUCAAGAAAAGGCCAUGCCGAGGAAGCACCCCUCGUAUGCCUCCACCAGCGCCCCCGAGACCAGAAGAGAAAAAAGACGAAAAAGAGCUAUACUACACCUGUUAUUAUCCAGAGAGUGACGCUUUUCGAAACGAAGUGGCCUCAAUUGUGAACUACUUUCGCCAGAACGGUUAUAAUGUUAUCAUGGACGUUAUGGUGUCUACAGAAAUAACUUCCCAGGGUCCUACGCGUUGGGGAGAAAGCCAAAUUAGAAAAGCUAAGAAGGUGCUGGUUUUCUUGUCACCUGGUUUGAUAAACCUCGCUCUGGAUGGGUGUGAUGGCUUCCAGUCUCAGGACACCAACCGCGUUUGGAUUGAGCUGGAAGUACUCCGAGACCUAUACACACAUAAUCGCUCAGCUUCGAAGAUGGUUUGUAUAACCCCACCCGACAUGCCCUUGACUUCAGGACCACUUCCACUCUGGGCCAAAGUUAGCUACAAGUGGCCCGAUGAUGCUUUGGAAAUCUUAAAGCGUCUUAACGACAGACCAAAGAUAUUAGCAAUAUAGAAAAUGCCUGAAAUCUUGCAAGCUUAGAUCUGUGGCAAAAUUAUUGGAGUGUAUGACCUUUUCCGCAGCCUAAUUGCUUUUCCCCUUCCACUUUCACUUUCCUUAACCCCCCACCUCCAACACAAGAAUGAGUCCUCACUAAGUUGCCAUUAGAGGACCUUUGUUGCUGAACAAAGAAUAUUUAAAAGGUAUAUCCUGCGGCCUAAACCCUUAAAUUCCCAGAGUUGACCAACGAGUGACUUUUCCUUACCUGCAACACGUUAUCUUGAAACAGUGUUAUGAGAACAAACAAGCUUAUCAGUAGGGGGGUGCUAUCUUGCUGUAAAACCAAAUUCUUGUGUCGAGUUUUUAAGAAAACUUGUGUCAGGCAUUAGGGAGAAUUACUGUUUGGAUCUUGGGAGUGAAAGGGUUAAAUAGCUUAAGGAGUGACCUAUAAAAAGCCAUUGAUUUAACUAUUUUUGUAUUAUCGUCUCCUGCCUGACCUUAAAGAAUCUCUGUAAAGUUUACCUUACCGGAAGUUAAGUAGUUAGUUUAGCCGUGAGAUACUUCAGCUGGUACAGCUCGUGUGUUGCAUUUAGAAGAAAAGAAGACAAAUCAUAUAUUCCGUGAUGGUACAAAGGAUAAGGAAACAUACUUACUGCAGCUAAUGGUUUGAUAAAAAAGAUUAAGCGUUUUAAA